Molecule: messenger RNA, 3583 nt
Organism: Meriones unguiculatus (Mongolian gerbil)
Lineage: Eukaryota; Metazoa; Chordata; Mammalia; Rodentia; Muridae
Product: zinc finger protein 235-like
Exons: 5
Coding region: 174-2114 (646 amino acids)
Biological process (GO): regulation of DNA-templated transcription
Molecular function (GO): RNA polymerase II cis-regulatory region sequence-specific DNA binding; DNA-binding transcription factor activity, RNA polymerase II-specific
Source: RefSeq, a predicted model, not a curated record
GGCUCUGCCUGGGGCGGCGCUGCCCGGGUGCCCUGGACCCUCUCAGCUGCUGCCGGAGCCCCCGGGAGAGUCCAGCUUCCCACGGAGCCCGGCGGAGGAGCUGUGAGGACCGCGGGCCGGUGCGCCGAAGCCCUCAGUGAGCCCUGCCUUGUCUCAAAGAGAAGAAGAGAACCAUGACCAAGUUACAGGAGGCUGUGACAUUCAGGGACGUGGCUGUGGUCUUCAGUGAGGAGGAGCUGGAGCUGCUGGAUGCUGCCCAGAGGAAGCUGUACCAUGAUGUGAUGCUGGAGAACUUCAAGAACCUUCUGUCAGUGGUGCAGGAACACCCCUACCACACACCUGGUCUCAGUGGCCUUCCACAGCACCACGAGCUCUUUCUUGUGUCUUUGACCAGAGGAGCCCAGAGUCCAAACAAGAUGGAAAUGAUUUUCAGAACAGAAUUAAAAUGCCUUUCUCUGGGUCAGCCUCUAUGCUGGCAUAUGACAAGACAUGAUAUCAACAAACUGGCGAGAACUCCAGAAGCUGUGAUAAACACUCAAGGAAAAGAUUCUUACUUAGCCAAGCAAUGCCACUCCUCCUGCCGUGGGGGAGGAGAAGAGCCUCCCUGGUCCUCUGAGGAUCAUGUUUGUCUUGAGAGUCUCACAAACAACCAUUCCAGCAUUAUGGAACAUCAGGAAUUUCUGUGUGGGAGAACUCAGUGUCCUUGGACUGAAACUAAGGGAGAGAACCAUAGCAAACACUGUCCACAGACUCCAGUGAGAAACAAUCCACAGUUGUUAGCUCCGGGUGUUGACCUUCUGAGUUGCAUUUCCCACCAUGAUAACAAUAUACUGCAUCAAAGAGACAAAGCCCACAGCAGCGACGACUUUAGUAAAGCCAUCAUCUGUCCCAAGUCACCCCUCACCCAGCAUGAUAUUUACACAGAACGGAAGACCUACCAGUGCAGCGAGGACCGAGAAACUGUCAUUGACAGCCCUGGUUUAGAACUCCAUCAGCAGGUCCUAUUGGGAAAGAAGUUUUCUGUACAUGGUGCACUUGAGGACAUCAGGCAAAGCUCCAGUGUCCUUGCUCAACAAAGUGCUCUUUCAGCAAAAACAAGCUACAGGUGUCACGAGUGUGGCAAGAGUUUCAGUCAAAGCUCAAAACUUCAGACUCACCAGAGAGUGCACACAGGUGAGAAGCCCUACCGGUGUGACACCUGUGGGAAAGGCUUCCGCCGCAGCUCAGAUCUCAACAUCCAUUGCCGAGUGCACACUGGAGAGAAACCUUACAAGUGUGAGGUGUGUGGGAAGGGCUUCACGCAGUGGGCACACCUCCAGCUUCACAAGAGAAGUCACACAGGAGAGAAGCCAUAUAAGUGUGGAGAUUGUGGCAAAGGCUUUAGCUGUAGCUCGAGCCUUUACACACAUCAGAGAGUCCACACUCAAGAGAAACCUUACAAGUGUAAUGAGUGUGGGAAGUGCUUCAGCUCGAAUUCCAACCUUCAAAGCCAUCAGCGUGUUCACACAGGAGAGAAGCCAUAUAAAUGUGAAGAAUGUGGAAAGGGUUUCAGUUCAGUCUCAAGCUUCCAAAGUCACCAGCGUGUCCAUACAGGAGAGAAGCCGUUUCGAUGCAAUGUGUGUGGGAGGGGCUUUAGUCGCAGCUGGUAUUUUCAAGAUCACCAGAGAAUUCACACUGGGGAAAAGCCAUACAGAUGUGAUGUUUGUGGGAAACACUUCAGAAGUACCUCAAUCCUUUACACCCACCAGAGAGUCCACACUGGAGAGAAAUCCUAUAUUUGUAAAGAGUGUGGGAAAGGCUUUCGUCAUGCCUCAAGUCUGCAGGUUCAUCAGAGCAUCCACACCGGUGAGAAGCCUUUCAAAUGCAAUGUGUGCCAGAAACGGUUCAGUCAGGCCUCGAACCUUCAGGCGCACCAGAGGGUUCACACGGGGGAGAAGCCCUUCAAAUGUGACACGUGUGGGAAAGCCUUCAGUCAGAGGUCCUAUGUCCAAGUCCAUCAGAUAAUUCACACUGGGAAAAAGCCAUUCAAGUGUGAGGAGUGUGGGAAGGAAUUCAGAUGGAGCGUGGCACUUAGUGCUCACCAGAGGGUCCACAUAGGAGAGAAACUGUUGUAGGAGGUUUUUCUUCCCGUCCCCAAACUCUGGAAAUAAGAACUCAUGAGACUCAAUUAUUUACAAAUACCUUGGCCAUAGAGCUAGGCUCUUCUCUGACUACCUCAUAACUUAAAAUAACCCAUUUUACUAAUUUAUAUUCUGCCAUGUGGUUGGUUACCUGAACUCAGGCACCAAGCAUCCAUCCUCACAUCUUGGCAUCUGAAUCUCGAGUGCCUAUCUCUACCCCAGAAUCCCUUCUGCCUGCUGGAAGUCCCACCUAUUUCCUGCCUCAGCUAUAGGCCAUAGGUUUAUUAAUUUACAGGUGUUGCAUACAGUCCAUACAGUAUACAAGAGAUUUCUUUUACAAGAAAUAGUACAUGUGUCAGUGGUGUGGGAAAGGCUUCAGUUAGGCCUUAUACUUCCACACACACCAGAGGGUCCACAUCUGUAGUGGGCCUACAUCUGCAGCAUCUCCUCUAAGGCUUCAGUCAAAGAUCACAUCUCAUCUACCACCAGAAGGUCCCCAUUGCAGGGAAUCUCUAGGUUUGUUCUGCUGUGGGAUGGGCUCCAUGCUACUGAUUGUUAAAAGCUCCCCAAAACCCAAAGGCUUCGGGAGACUUCACACAGGAAUGUAUUUUCAUCAUUUUGUGUGGGGAAUGCAGAAAUAUGCCUUAUGGAAGCCCAUAGAGAAUGGCGAGUGAGGCAUUAGCAGCUGCUACAGGUCCUUGAAUGAUCCUGGUCCACUGUGCAUAGUCCCACGAGGGACUCCUAGCACACUAGGGAAGUCUCAGAAUGGAUCCAAGACAAGGGUGGUUACCUCUUCCCCCUUUAGGGAAGCAUCCUGAGGUGACUGUACCCUCCCACACUUCUUAUAGUUAUGCCAACCUGCUUGGUUUUUAUUGGUGCUUGGGGCUAGCAUGGGAUGGUGUGAUUGGCCCUUCAGUUCAUAUGUGGUGUCUUAUUUACACUCUACUGCUCUCCUUUUAGGCUUAUUCAUUUUAUUUGAUUUUUUUUAUGUAUAUUUGAGUGUUUUGUCUGCAUGUAUGUCUGUGUACCACAUUCAUUUGUGGUGCACAUAGAAGCCAGAAAAGGACAUCAGAUUCCCUGGAUGUAUAGUAACGGAUGGAAGUGAGCCACCGUGCAGGUGCUGCAGACCUAACCUAGGUCCUCGGAAAGAAUGGCCAGAGCUCUGAAUUGUUCAGACAUCUCUCCAACCUUCACUUUUUGGUUUGGUUUGGUUUAGUUUGGUUUGGUUCGGUUUGGUUUGGUUCGGUUUUUCCAGACAGUGUUUUUCUGUGUAACAGAGCCCUGGCUGUCCUGGACUAGCUUUGUAGAGCAGGCUGACCUUUAACUCAGAGUAGUCUAACUGUCUCUUUCUCCUAAGUGUUUGGAUUAAAGGCAUGUACCAUCACGCCUAGCCAGUUUAUUUUUUAAAACUGCAUUUUACACAUAGAUGCUGUCCUUUAAAUUAAAAAAAAAAAUUAAACAUU